AUGAAUAGUUCUAGAUGUUCAGAAAGACUAACUACGGUUUUAGUUAGAAAAUGUACUAUUGUUAUUACUGGAAAACUUCCCUUGUUGUGUCCAUGUUCUAUUCUUGAGCCUGUAAAACUUCCCUUGUUGCUUCCAUGUCCUACUCUUGAGCCUGUAAAACUUCCCUUGUUACCUCCAUGUCCUAUUCUUGAGCCUGUAAAACUUCCCUUGUUGCCUCUGUGUCCUAUUCUUGAGCCUGUAAAACUUCCCUUGUUGCCUCCAUGUCCUACUAUUGAGCCUGUAAAACUUCCCUUGUUACCUCCAUGUCCUACUCUUGAGCCUGUAAAACUUCACUUGUUGCCUCCAUGUCCUACUAUUGAGCCUGUAAAACUUCCCUUGUUGCCUCCAUGUCCUAUUCUUGAGCGUGUAAAACUUCCCUUGUUACCUCCAUGUCCUAUUCUUGAGCCUGUAAAACUUCCCUUGUUACCUCCAUGUCCUACUAUUGAGCCUGGAAAACUUCCCUUGUUGCAUCCGUAUCCUACUCUUGAGCCUGGAAAACUUCCCUUGAUGCCUCCAUUUCAAGGAGUUCGCCUCACUGUAGGUCAUUCAAAUGGCCACAAGGUUAUCAUAAGUGUAUCCUUUCAGCAAAUUCCUUGGUUUCACCCCAACCCUCAAAGACCAGUUCUUGCUUUACUUGCCCCAAUGCUACAGAAAACUCAGUUUUCACUUGUGUAA
This is a messenger RNA of Limulus polyphemus (Atlantic horseshoe crab), 714 nucleotides long. Its product is annotated as keratinocyte proline-rich protein-like. Bases 1 to 714 code for a protein of 237 amino acids. The record is from RefSeq and is a predicted model, not a curated record. NCBI's taxonomy places the organism in Eukaryota, Metazoa, Arthropoda, Merostomata, Xiphosura, Limulidae. The transcript has a single exon.